Messenger RNA from Geodia barretti, 1675 nucleotides. The record is from the annotation of a GenBank genome assembly. Lineage: Eukaryota; Metazoa; Porifera; Demospongiae; Tetractinellida; Geodiidae.
CCAGUCGUUUGUUGCACAGGCGUUUUUCGUUCGAGAUGGAGGACGACGAGCAGCCAGUCGAGAUCACGCGCGCUGAAUGAAAACAAUGAUUUCAUAACCAAUUCUGUUAAAAACAGUUUGCAAUGGUUGCCAACAACCUGGUCAGAAAAAUUCAUCGACCGCGCGAGGCCCAAGAGAUACUUGGAUGACAGGAGUUGAUUGCAUCAAAAACAAGUCGGCUUGUUGAUGGAUGACGUGUACACAAAAAUAGGAAAAAUGCGCAACAAACAAGAGAGAGUGGUUCGAUAAGUUUUUCGCUAUUUUUCCCGGAUGCAAGCCUACAGUGAGCUUGUGAAAAAGUUGAAAGGCUCCGUCGCGCGGCCAGUCGACCUAUGGCCGGUGGAGGCUCUACAGGGAGUAAUAGGACAGGAUAGUUCAGGUUCUGCAGAGGCAACAAGAAAAUGAAGCAGUGACAUGAUGUGCUACACUGACUGGAUGACUCUGGUUGAGAAAGAUGACGGCAGAGCAGAUGAAUUAUGGGUUCUAAGAGAUGAAGACCUCUGGCCGGCAGGGAAUAAGACGCUAAAAGUGCGUUUCUUAGACAAAAGGAUUCCGGCGUGGCCUAAUGAUAGACGUGGCUAUAUCACUGAAGAAGAGAUCCUCAUGAUAGCAAAUGAGUGGCAUCAAUGUGGGGUCGAGCAAGGCAACGAUGUUGUGCCAGAGUUUGUGUCAUGUGGUGCAGAUGACAUCGCUGACAUCAGAGUGAAGUUUAUUGAGUCUGGACGCCCACGCUCUAAAGUUGGUACUGCUGCAAGACAGGUCAAAGCUGGAGAUCCCACAAUGCGGCUGGAUCUCAAAUCACCAGAUAAUUGCCCUUCCUUCUACAAGCGCAUCAUUCGACACGAGUUUGGGCAUGCUCUCGGUCUGAAACAUGAGCAUCAGCACCCCGAUGCCCCGCUGCUGACCGACCCUGGAAAGCUCAGGGAGUAUUUAAGGCAGUGUUAUCCUGGUUUCACCUCUGAGCAGAUUGAGAAGAAAAUUCGUGUGCAGUGGGCAGCACUUGCCAGGGGAGCCUCUCAGAAGAGCAAAUACGACAAGGAGAGCGUUAUGCACUAUCUUAUACCGGAAGAAGUAAGAGCCAAUAAAUAUGUAGGACCAACACAGCUUCCGAUUGUUCUGUCUGAAUGUGACAAAACCAACAUUGUCUUGUUUUACUCAAAAGGUGCUGCAGAUGAAGAGCAGACUCCCAUGGGUACGAUGUUAGCCUUAUUUCUCAUGAACUACAGUGAAACCUCUUAAUAAGGGACACAGGGGACACCAAAAGUGUCCUUUAUUCAGAGGCGUUUAAUGUAUACAUAUUACAUUACGGCGGUUUUUCAUAGAGUAGAUGUCCUUUUUCCAGAGGGUUCUUCUCAGAGGUUAAACGUAUAAUUAUUAUAUCAUCUGCAGACACUGGUAGUGGCACUGACAGAGAUAAUGGGCCAGGGGGUUCUAUUGUUGACGAUAGUGGAUAAAAUGGUAAGCAUGCCAACAUCUGUACUGAUCAAUUCAAUUCCCUGUGAUUCCCCUCUCAUUUCAAGGAUACAUAAACUUAUGCAAUCGUAUUUUCAUGCCAAGACCGAUACUUUAUACGUUGCGUCUCGAAGGUGCAUGCAUUGCGCCUGUGCAUGCAAGAUUAACAGCAUGCUUCUUCCAU